UAGUUCUUACUCUUCAUUGAUCUUAUAGUACUACUUGAUUAUUUCAUUUGAAAGAGAAAAAAAGUAAAUCAUGGGUGUAAUUGUUGAUGAGCAAGUACUCACAUGCUCAAUCUCACCAACUAGGUUUUUCAAAGCUUUCUUUGUUGAUGCCAAGAAUCUAUUGCCCAAUAUUUUACCUACAGUUUUCAAGAGUGCAGAAUACAUAGAGGGCAAUGGUGGAUCCAUCUUACUGCUUUCUUUCUAUGAAGGAAAUGAAGUGAAGACCAUGAAACAUAAGGUCGAGGAAAUUGACGAGGCAAAUCUUGUGUACAAGUUCAGUAUAAUCGAAGGUGCUAACAUGGGCGUUGAUUUUGAGUCUGUCAAGAGUGUUAACAAGGUUGAAGCUGGUCCGGAUGGAGGUUGCAUUCUUAAAUCAGUUGUGACAUAUAACACAAAAGGAGAUAACGAGAAUGCGAUUCAAGAGAGUAUCAAGAAAGCCAAAGAAAGUCUUGUUGGAUUCUUCCAAGCUGUUGUGGGACAUCUACAUUCCAACCCUGAUGUAUACAACUGAAAACAAGACUUCAAAAGAUAGAGAUGGGCUAUGCGUGCAAUUUCGUGUGUUGUGUGUUUUCAAAUCAAAUGUGUGAUUUUCAAAUAAGUUUUUGAUGGCCAUUUUAUUCCCAUUUAAUGUUUGUGUGAACAUAUAAUGUUGAAAAGAUGUACCAGUGUACUUGUACCUUUGAAAAUUGAUCAAUAAAUCAUUUUGCUUUUGUA
Molecule: messenger RNA, 753 nt
Organism: Salvia hispanica
Lineage: Eukaryota; Viridiplantae; Streptophyta; Magnoliopsida; Lamiales; Lamiaceae
Product: major allergen Pru ar 1-like
Biological process (GO): defense response; abscisic acid-activated signaling pathway
Cellular component (GO): cytoplasm; nucleus
Molecular function (GO): signaling receptor activity; protein phosphatase inhibitor activity; abscisic acid binding
Source: RefSeq, a predicted model, not a curated record